This is a messenger RNA of Brassica napus (rape), 1581 nucleotides long. RefSeq names its product two-component response regulator-like APRR1. NCBI's taxonomy places the organism in Eukaryota, Viridiplantae, Streptophyta, Magnoliopsida, Brassicales, Brassicaceae. The record is from RefSeq and is a predicted model, not a curated record. The transcript is spliced from 4 exons. Bases 733 to 1479 code for a protein of 248 amino acids. Gene Ontology annotation, biological process: regulation of flower development. Gene Ontology annotation, cellular component: nucleus. Gene Ontology annotation, molecular function: protein binding.
UAAUAAAAUAAAGUUUUCUAUGGAAAGCUAUCUAAAGAAUCACCAUUCUACAUAUGUUUAUCAUGUAACAUUAAUUUAGACUAAUUUUAAUUUUCAUGUUAUAGAUUUUUUCGGUAAAUUUGUCAUUGAUUUCAAAUCAAGGUUAUAACUGCACCAUGUCCAUCCCAUUAAUUGAUAAAAUCAUGUGAAACAUAACCUUGUAAAAAAACUUAAUCUAUACGGUUAAUUCAUUAUCUUGAAAUUUAUAAUAUGUUAUCAAUAAGUAACACUGUAACAGAUAUAUAAAAGGGAUUGAUAAACUAAGCAGAAAACCAAUCCGAACGAAAGAUAUAAGGUGGAUGAAUUUAGAAAGAAAAGCAAAAGAAACAUGAAAAUACAUAGAAACAGUUAAAACAUAAAAAGGAAGAAUGAGCUGGUAAUAAUCAAGUAUUAUUUUUAGUCAAAAAAAAAAAAAAUCAAGUAUUAAGGUAAGAAAGUUCAUGAAUAAAGAGGCUUUGACAGCAUGAAAAAAGAAUGUAAGAAGUUAUUAACAAAGAAGAGGUCUGGUGUUUUGUGUUAGGCUCGGCAUGCCCGAACCCAACAACUUGUAACAUCCCACACAAACUCAUCUCUAUAUAUAGACACUUUUCUUUGGCUAAAACUUGGUGCAAUAUACACACACACACACACACUUGCAAACACUCUCAUAAUCCCUCCCAAACAACCCCAAAACUAACAAAAACUUGUUCUCUCAUGGCAUCAUCUGAUCCUCAGUUCUACACCGAUUUCACAUGUUCCGGCGAGACUUCUUCUCAGUUUCACGGCUCUUCUUCAUGUCCUGACAUCUCAGCUCUAUCCAACUACGUCGGCGAUGGUUUCAAUUCCUUCAACACAUCUUCUAACCAAGAAUCCACAUUUUUGCCCCAAGUUUUUGGGAUUUCUGACGUUUUUGUGCCGGAGUACAUCAACCACUACCAGAAAAGGGGUGUGAAUAAUGCCACACAAUAUUUUCAUGGUGGAGAUCAAGAAUAUUACGGCUAUUCACCGGAGAUCAAGCCCUUGUUCUGUCAGUCCUCUGGAGAGCAAUCUUGGCAGGGAAAUAGUGAAGGAGUGAUACAAGCUGAGCCGAACACAAAAGUGGGACGCUAUUCGGUUGAAGAACGUAAAGACAGAAUCAUGAGGUACUUGAAGAAGAAGAACCAACGCAACUUCAAUAAGACCAUCAAGUAUGAAUGUCGUAAAACCCUAGCUGACCGGCGUGUUCGUGUUCGAGGACGAUUUGCCCGGAACAACGACACAUGUGAACAACAAUCUCACGCCUCUAAGAAUCACAACAAUCAUUCUGAAAAAGACGAAGAUAUGUUUUCUGGAUCAGACGACUAUCUAAUCCAGCAGAUGAAAAACGACGAUGGUUGGCUUCACGAAGCAAUGUGUAAUCUGAUUUAUUUUCCUUGUGAACUGUACCCUCCUAGUGAUGAUGCUCAUCAUCCAAAUACAUGAAGCUUAUUAGUUUAGUUUAAUUAUAAGAAGCUUAAUUACUUUAUGAUCAAUUUAUCAUGUACUAACUAUUCACGGGGUUAUAAUGAGCAUGAAGAUUCUGCC